Messenger RNA from Protopolystoma xenopodis, 411 nucleotides. Lineage: Eukaryota; Metazoa; Platyhelminthes; Monogenea; Polystomatidea; Polystomatidae. The record is from the annotation of a GenBank genome assembly.
AUGGCCGACCUCGAAGAAAUUCGCAUUCAAAUGAGGCUGGCUCAGGAGAAUUCAGUAAAGAAUAAAUCGGCCUUGCGUGGAAGCAAAGCAGAGCAAGGCGUGCGCUUCGGAAAGCUUUGGCAGCAUAGGCGACUUUCGUCUGGUACUGGCCACAUUCCUAAGGCUAAAUUAGUUCAGCCGAGCAUCAAGCUGCCACUCAGGGCAUCCUAUCAACUGCCCCAUGGCCUUGUCUUCACAUCAAAACAAGAUAUUCUUAGUCUGCAUACAGCAAGUGGCCUAUCCUGGCGCACUUGCGCCCUUUUGCCAUCAAGUACUGGCAUGGUUAUUCCUCCGGCAUUCGAUCUGGCAGAUAAUGUUGUAGUCAUUCCGAACUCACAGGGUUUGGUUGGAUAUGAGGAAAUCGUCAGGUGA